This is a messenger RNA of Porites evermanni, 15834 nucleotides long. NCBI's taxonomy places the organism in Eukaryota, Metazoa, Cnidaria, Anthozoa, Scleractinia, Poritidae. The record is from the annotation of a GenBank genome assembly.
UUCAUUCGUAUUUCUGAUGACACUGAUCCUGACGAUGUUCUGCACCUUUUACAAAAGGAAUGGAAGUUAGAAUUACCCAAACUUGUCAUCUCUGUUACUGGUGGAGCAAAAAACUUUGUCAUGCAUCCAAAAUUAAAGGAUUUGUUUCGACAGGGAUUGUUGAAGGUGCUUAAUUGUGUAAAGUAAAUCAUCAAUACACAUAAUCAUUGCUGGAAAUGUCAUGAUAAAAUAGUGUUUAGAUUCAGACUGCUAUUCAAGUCUGAAAGUAAGACAAUGUUUACACUAUGGCGGAUAGCUUUACCUGGCGCCACCAAAAGCUUUCCAGUAUAGUGUAAACAUAUCCUUAAUUAGUAAAAUCCAGCAAGUGGUCUAUUAUCAAUGCUGCGUUCUGAUUGGUUGAGCUACUACUGGGCUAUAUGUUAUAGCCUACUAGUAGCGAAAAGGGCCGGAUUUUUGGCGGCAAAAAAGGAUUAAAGUCUUGCUUUAAGUUGUUUUGUCUCGAUAUUUUGACCAACUAAUUGGAUUUUACUAAAACAAUUAUUCCUCUCGCCCCCAUGGCCUCUGAGUCAAUAGUCCAUUCGGCCUUCAGCCUCAUGGGCUAUUGACUCAGAGCCCAUUCGGGCUCAAGAAAUAAUUGUUAAAGAUAUCAGUCCGAAGAGUGCCCGAAGAAAAAAAGAGAAAAAAUAAGAAGAAGGAGUAGAGGUUUCUUUUCUAAACUACCACAAAUUGACCUCUAAAAUAUUAGAAAAAGAAAUAAAUGGAAAAGGAUCACUUAAGAGGAUUUCUUUUGAAUAAGCCAUAAUGAGCCAUAGCAUUACAUCUUAAGAUUCAAAGUUAUAACUUAACGUCCUGAACAAAUAGUACCAGAGUCCAAAAUUAUAGCUACAAAUAUAUACUGGAUAAAUAGUACUGUUUAUAAGUACUACUGGAGAAGUAUCAUUUGAAUGGUCACUGCACAGGAUCUGGUCCGAAGACUAAAAAGUUAGAGCUACAUACUAAGUGAAUAGCACCAUGUGAAAGUACUGCUAAAGAUGAACUUUGCAUUUGAAUGGUCACCCCAUAGGAUUUCAUUUACACAGUCAAAAGUUAGAACUUCAUACUAAAUAAAUAGGACCAUGUGAAAGUACUGCUGAAGAGGUUUCAUUUGGAUGGUAGCACCAUAGGAUUUCAUCCACAGACUCAAAAGUUAGAACUACAUACUAAAUAAAUAGUACCAUGUGAAAGUACUGCUGAAGAGGUUUCAUUUGGAUGAUAGCACCUUAGGAUUUCAUCCACAGACUCAAAAGUUAGAACUACAUACUAAAUAAAUAGUACCAUGUGAAAGUACUGCUGAAGAGGUUUAAUUUGAAUGGUCACACCAUAAGAUUUUAUCCGCAGACUCAAAACUUAGAACUACAGUCUAAGUUAAUACAAAAUUGAUUAAUAUAUCAAUUUUAUGAAAUUGAACUGCUAAACUGCGGGGUGAAGAAAUGAAUGCAGAGAUCGUCACAGCAAAUAUGCAACUUAUCAAUAGUGUAGUGGCGAAAAGAGAGCAUAAUUAAAUUCAGGCUUGACCUUAGCAACAGAGAAUGAUCUAACUCAUUCUCUCUUGACCUUAAGUACUCUUCUCUUCAUAUAUUUCUUUACCAGGCAGUUGAAUUAUGGGAAACUUAACAUUUUUAUCAUAUAACCAGCUCCUAGUUGAUUUGCUAGCUUAAUUGGUUAGAGUGCUGCACCGGUAACGCAUUCCGGGUUCCAAUCCCGGCAAGCCUGAACUUUUUCACCGUUUCUUCUCGCAACUGCAUAAGUUGCGUAUUUUACUCUGAUGAUUUUCUCUGAAUUAAUUUAAUAUACUCGAACCUCUCCUAGCCUUUUCCAGGCUCUCCGUUGGUGGGGAUGAAGCGUAAGUAAAAGGCAAGCGAAAUUGUGAGCGCGUGAUCUGGGAAAAGGCAGCGGUAGCGGAAAAAGAAAUGGAGUGAGAGGAAGGGAGACGACCUUCUUCUCCCAACUUUCCUCCCGUUUUAUUUUUGUGUUUGCGCUUUCUCAAUUUCUUGGACCCAACUACCUCGGAGCCUGGAACAGGCUAAACCUCCCCGAGCAACUAUUCAAAAUAAGAGGAUUUCUUGGUCUCUUAUGAAAAAGGCAGAGAAUUUAUUGCAAACAAUUUACUUUUCAAAGUUGUCACAGAAAGUUCUUCGUGUACCCUGGGUGGCGUAGUACAUACAGUGGACAAAAAAACGCCGCGACAUUCACCAAGUGGUCCCUUACAAGGGGUGAAAAACAAUGGAAAACUAUAAGACCGUCAGGCCAAAAAGUGGUCGAAGUGGCUUAUAGGAGGUGAUCGUUUACGAGAGUUCUAACUAUAGAGCUUUCACGCAGCGGAAACUUCGUUGUUUUGAAUAGAUGGUCGCUUAUGGGAGGUGGGCACUUACGUCGCGCGAGGUGGUCGCACAUGUAGGUUCGACUGUAGCACAAAGAGGUUCUAGAUGAAACUGAAAAACAUGAUUAUUAAAGGGGUUGUGUCACGGCAGUCGAGUUCAUUUUGUUUAAUUUUGCCAAUUACUCGCCCUCAAUCGCUAUGGAAAUUAAAGAAAGUAAAGAAAUUACAGGUAUAUGACAAAAUCAGAGAUCCGAGACAAACAAAUAUGUCUCCUGAACAUUAUUUUUGAAGUUGCAAGCAGCAGGGAUCAACUUUGAAACACUGUUAGGCUGAGCAGUUUUCAAAAACCCUAAUUUCAAUCCGUCUCAAUCUUCUUCAGUUUUGCCCGUCCGUGACAUCUGUUGUUUCUGUUAUGUUAUUUCAACCGUCCUUUAAAGUUUUAAGCAGUUAUUUUUAUGUUUCUCUUAAUUUAACGGGCGUUUUGUAAUUUCCUAAUUUGGCUUAAUUUCGUGACACAACUCCUUUAAAGUCAUGUGAACAUCCCGAGCCUUUUAAAGUGCAUGGAGCCUUGGUGCCUUUGUCCUCAGCCUAAUGAGAUUUUAGCCUUUAAAACGAUGCUAUAAAAAUUGAACAAGUCCAAGAUUAUUUAGGGAAUACUCUGAAAAUCUUUCAUGUGCAAAGCCCGGAUAGAUUAUGACGCUUUUCGAAACUUAUCGACAGCAGCCCAUUAUACACGUGAUUCACUCCAUGACUACCCAAGGUCCCUUUCCUUAGCACCUGAAAGGAUUAGUCUGCCUUUAUCAUCACAAGACACCAUGAAAGGGUACCCCCUGAUGGUCUCUUGUUUAAUGUUAGAAAGAACGAAUUGAAGGUUUUGAAAAAGUUCGUGACUUCGAACACACGUACUCGAAGUAACGAAAAAUAAGCGUAGAAAGGCUGCAUCCAUAAUAACUUCUUAAACUGUUAACCUCUCUUCAAAAUUUUUUGCACAGGCAGCCAAGACCACUGGUGCAUGGAUAAUAACAGGGGGAACAAACACUGGCGUAAUGAAACACGUAGGAAAAGCAGUAAAGGGUCAUACUGUAAUGUCACGAGGGGCAAUGCUCACAGAUAAAACGUCUCAGGUGCACUUGAUCGGAAUCGCUCCAUGGGGCAUUGUGGAGCACAGGUCUGAGUUGAUUAAAAAGGUAAGAAGCAUUUUGAAAGUCACUUAGUAGCGCACACGAGGAAGAUAUUAUUUUCGCCUGUCUCUUGAACGUGGAAUGACAACAAAUCUUUAAAUAGGAAACACACUUUACAAUAGUGAGAUUCUGAGAGGCCCUGUGAAAGGAAAAGAAAAAUAGGUAAAUAAAUAAAUAAUGGUAAUAAAAGGAACAAGUGGGAAAGUAAAAACAUAAAUUGAAGCUAGCUAGUCUAAGCUAAAGUGCAAGCAUGCAUGACCGCGUUGGAAAACUAUUUCAAACUUUAACGCAACCUUUUCUUGGGAACGGUAUGUCUUUAACUUUAUGGGCAAAGCAAACGAGAGUCAGUUGGCAGCUAUGUCAAAGCCAAGGAUUCCAAGAAGCAGCCAAAUGGCAGCAAAAACAAACAAGGAGAGAAACGUUUCCCUACCAGAAUUAAGACGACUGGCAAUGAGAGGUACAAAAAUUGUGGUACCCAACACAAACGAAACGAAUCUCGCUAUUCAACCGAAAAUACGGUCAUAAAUGGCAUCAUUUUGAAGCGUGUGUAUGGCCAAGAGGAAAGAUGAGGUACCCGCGUUAAACACUUACGAGAAAGUCACGAUAGCUCAGUUUCUCAGACUCUCACUUCGUAUGUAGAGUCCUGUGGUUAUCGAUUGUUUGCAGGCUCAGCUUCUUUUGUGAACACAAUAAGCUGGAAACCAUGUUUGUCAUGUUUCAAUGUCAGCUUUUCGACACAGGUGCGACCUGUAAUGUACUCAACUUCAUAUAAUGAUGUCCAUGCUACGCGCGCUGUUAUUGGUAGUUGCCUAUGAUCUAUCAUAGUACAGAUACAUAGUCUAAGAUGACAUCACGGGAAACUUGUUUUGUUCGUUUUGUUCAACACGGGGGCGCGGUUUUGAAAAUGUUUGUGAGAUUAUUUAGGAUUAAAGCAAGUGAAAGCCUCGAAAAAAGAUGAGCAGGAGCUAUUUACAAAGAAGACAAAUGGAGAAACGGGGACAAAAGGCGCUCUUGAGUACUUAAGAAUCCCCAAAACUACAAGAAAUCUUCACAACAGUUGCCAUCAUGUGUCAUCGCUACAAGGGACUCGCUGUUUUGCAAAAUGUUUUCGCCAUUGUUCUGCUUUGAGCAAGAAAAGAAGUUGAAAACUGAACUUCUCGAAGAAACUGUAGACAAGUAAGAUAAAGGAAAAAAGAAGAAGCAGGGACGAAAAGUAGCGCUUGGGACUUAAAAAAGGCCUAAACUAGCACAAAUCCUCGAACAGUCAAGCGGUACGAGGCAGGUAUGUGUAUCGGUCUAUUUUCUUUUCUGAUCGUUGUAUAAAACAAAUAGAUUCCAUGUUGCCAUUGGUCUGUUCAGUAAUAGAUCACAGAGGAGGUAAAAAUGUGGUAAAAACAUCAGUUACAGGGGCGGAUCCAGGAUUUUUCUUAGGAGGGGGUGCACCACUAACUGACUGAUGACGUAAAAAAUUUUAAAAGCGAAUACGAAGAAGAGGGCUUUUGACUAGGAAAUAACAUAAUGUGAACUGCUGGGAAUACAUAUCAAACGAUAGAGCAGAUUUUCUAUGUCUGUCAAGCGACUGCACAGUGUUAAUUAGAGAGCGGCCGCAGGUCAUCCCAGGGGGGGUGCGCACCCCCUGCACCCUCCCCCUGGAUCCGCCCCUGAGUUACACACUCGCCUGUGGCUCGUGUGCCACUUUGUUUUUACUACAUUUUGACGUCAUCUGUGAUCUAUUACUGAACAGACGCGCAGUCUUAAAUAGAGACUUAUCGAUUAUCAAGCAAGAAGGCAACCCUCUCAUGGAAAAAGGCAAAACCUAGUUUAAGUUAUUUCACGGCUGCCUGAAGCCUGUUGACGAAGUCCUUCUGCAAGUCUCACAUAGUGGAAGUUCGCAUUUUCCCAAGUUUCAAGUCUCUAGCGAAACAAAUAAGACUUUACUGUCUGCAGAAACCUUUCAAAAGUUCAAACUUCUCAAGUUACCAUCUCAGGCUAAAGUUCUUGUCUUGUAUGACAAAACAACUCUCUUGACAGUUUAAAGUAUACGGCUGAAAGAUUAUUGGCGAUGUCUUGAAAGGUCUUGGACAUAUCGGUUCAGGUUCAGCUUUGUACUUGAUCUCUUANUAAACUAGCACAAAUCCUCGAACAGUCAAGCGGUACGAGGCAGGUAUGUGUAUCGGUCUAUUUUCUUUUCUGAUCGUUGUAUAAAACAAAUAGAUUCCAUGUUGCCAUUGGUCUGUUCAGUAAUAGAUCACAGAGGACGUAAAAAUGUGGUAAAAACAUCAGUUACACACUCGCCGCCACUUUGUUUUUACUACAUUUUGACGUCAUCUGUGAUCUAUUACUGAACAGACGCGCAGUCUGAUAUAGAGACUUAUCGAUUAUCAAGCAAGAAGGCAACCCUCUCAUGGAAAAAGGCAAAACCUAGUUUAAGUUAUUUCACGGCUGCCUGAAGCCUGUUGACGAAGUCCUUCUGCAAGUCUCACAUGGUGGAAGUUCGCAUUUUCCCAAGUUUCAAGUCUCUAGCGAAAGAAAUAAGACUUUACUGUCUGCAGAAACCUUUCAAAAGUUCAAACUUCUCAAGUUACCAUCUCAGGCUAAAGUUCUUGUCUUGUAUGACAAAACAACUCUCUUGACAGUUUAAAGUAUACGGCUGAAAGAUUAUUGGCGAUGUCUUGAAAGGUCUUGGACAUAUCGGUUCAGGUUCAGCUUUGUACUUGAUCUCUUAACAGUUCUAGCACGGCAAAGCUCUAGACGUAGCCCUAAAGAAUGAAUGAAAGCAAAGCUCACAGAUCUAGAAAGAAACCCAAAAGUAUAGAAUGGAUCAGCAAUGUGGUAGUGGCAACCAAGCCCGUUAAAAUCCGAAUAUGCUUAGACCCUCAAGAACUGAACAAGGUAAUUCAGCGUCCUAAAUACUUAAUUCCUACACUUGAGGAACUGUUACCUAUUGUAAACUGUCCAAAGACAGAAUUUUCAGAACGCAAAACGAGAAAGAUGGCUUUUACCAAAUCAGUCUUUACGAAGCCAUCAGCAAAUUAACAAAGUUUUGGAUUUCCAUUUUCUCCGUAUGCCCUUUGGAAGCCUUGCUCCAGAAUAAUUUUGAAAGUAAUCUACAAGAGAAAAGUUCAGAGACGACAUCAUAGUUAUGGGAUUUGGCGAAAAGGAAGAGCAGGCAGUCCUAAAACCAGAUCCUGAUAACGUGAAAGUUGUAGAGGAAAUGCCCCAGCCAAAGUGCAAGCAGGAAGCCCUAAUUCUCCUUGGUUUCAUCAAUUAACUCUCAUAGUUUUCUAGAAUUGCAUAAGUAUAGCACAGCCUCUAAGACUUAAUAACUUAAAACGACAAGUUUACAUGGUCUUAAUGGCAUAAAGCAGCUUUCUAGAAAAUUUAAUUUUGCUUUAAAAGAGGCUUGUAGUCAACCACCCCAUACACCGAAUGCAAAUAUGGCGGACCUCUCGGCCGGCCCGGGUCUAGUUGCGCGAAAGCGAGGCUAGUGAGGCCUCAAGAGUUUUGUUUUGACUGCGCGUCUUAGCGAUUGAGUCGAUCGAUAUCGUUUGCUUUGAGUUGUUGCAUGCCUGAGGGCCACCAAAAAGAAGAUUUUUCUCUAGGUGGAAUAGCCCUUACUUUCCCGAGAUCUUUUCACAAAGAAAGUUAAAAAUUCAUGCGAUUCGACGCGGCGAUGGGAAGCACUUUACAGCGAAAGUGUGCUCGCUUCACUUGCUUUAGAUCCUGUUUAGAUGAGAGGACUCACGAAAGUAUUUGAAGAAAUAAUUUUCACAAGAGAUGGUGCUGUUCCAAGAUGUUUGCAUGGUCUGUUAUUUAUUCAACAAAAGGUAAACAUUCUCGAAAACGGGAGCAUCUGCUGUGGACUGUAAGAUCUUUUAGAUUUCACGCUGAAAACAGCUGCAUUAAAAUAUAACAACAACAAUAACAAUCGCCUGUUAAUCCUACAAGCGUGGCCUGUGAAACUAUGUAAGAACCAGAAGAAAGCGACAUAUUUCAAGAUUAGUCCUUGACCAAGGUGCACUGAAAAAACUAACUAAGGAACCGUUGCCAACUAAGAAAGUAUGAAGAAGGAAAAAGGUUCUGGUAGAGAAAGAGCGUGCAAGUAUUCGAGCAUUGUAUUUGACCCUGCGCGUGAUCUAUCUUAGCAACUUGUCGAAUGGUUUCGAGGUAAACUAACAGCGAUUUUCCAAAAAUUGCUCCUUUUAUGGCACUGCUCAAACUCUUGAGCACAGGAUCGUGAAGACUGUGAAAACAUUCGGCCUUGUUGUCUGUCGUUGUGUCCCUGAGAGCGCCUAAAGUUAGGUAAGUCGCGACGGCGGAUUCACUCGUUCUCGAGGAUAUUUUACCUUUCCUUGGUAAGAGAACGGACAAAGCAAACUUGAAACAGAACCAUGAAUCUUUCAGUUAUUCACCCAUUCUAGUAGUUUCGUGAGUCUUCUCUUAAGUGAAGCGAGCACACUUUCGUUCUUUUAACUCCGUGAUAGUAAAGUGCCUCCAUUCGCCGCGCCGAAUCGCUUGAAUCCGUUUCUUUCUUCGAAAAGAACCUUGGCAAAGCGAAGAUAAUCAACUUUCGUCUCUGCUGGAGUUAAAUCUCCUCUUUGACGGCUCUUAAGCACUUAACAACUCGAAGGAAACCAUAUUGAUCGACUGAAUCGCUAAGACGCGCAGUCAAAACAAAACUACCGAGGCCUCACUAGCCUCGCUUUCGGGCAACUAGGCCCAGGCCGAACGAGAGAUCCGCCAUAUUUGCAUUCGGUGUAUACUCAAGUACUAAUUGCAAUGAAGAUGUCAUCUUCCAGUGUAGUGCCAGUGAAAGAGGAUUAGGCCCAGCUCUUCCAUAAACCGGUCAGCCGGUAGCGUUUGGUUCAUGGAAUUACACAAGAAAAAGAGUGCCUUGCAAUCGAGUUGGCAAUUGCAGAGUUGUUGUUAAACCCAUUGCGUUUUGACGUUCUCGUUGCCGUGGCAGCCCGUCACAUCUUAACUCCCAAAUAAAAGUGGAUAGCUUCCUAAAAACAGUCCCACAAUGCAGUUCGGGAGAAAACCAACCAUAAGGGCUCAAGUCCCCACUUCAAAAUGGCCAAUCAGACGCUCUUGCCUCGAAACUAUCCACAUGGUUGACAAGAAUACUGCAUACGACUAUCCGUAGGCGACCACUUUGCAAAUAACCUCAUUCUCUCGCAGUCAAAUACCGUUUAAGGUAAUUCCCUUGUUUGGCACUGGGCACACACUACUGCGUGUAAUAUUGCAACUUCCAACAUGGCGGCGGUUCUUCCCGCUAGCGCAAAAAGAACAAACAGGAACCGCAUUUGCAGAGCUUAAACUUCUAUUCGCAAUAAUAAUGCUGCAGAUCGGCUGACAGCUUCCUGGUCUGCUAUCGAAAAACAAGAAAAUCAAAAAAAUGUGCGUGAUCCCGAAGUCUGCAGUGGCUUUUCACUUCGCGGCCGUCGAGUUGUGGAAUUAAAGUAUAAAUAUCCUGGCUGAGGCUUUGGAUGGGGGCUGUGAAGCCUGUGGAGCAGCUAUACGGCUCUCCAACUGCAUUAACUAGACAGUGUCUGGCGUAGGGUUGCUACUGUACAUAUGUUGUUCAAACUCCGAGAGUGGAGAGACUAAUAUAUUUGUCGAGCAAAUAAGAACCACCGGUAGCACCAGAACCACGCGUCUUUGACGAAGUUUGCUGCUGAAUUCACAUUUUGCUGUAUAGACAAACCAAACAAGAGAACAUAUGAAGAAUAGGAAUCAGUUGUCUUUUCUUCAGGAUUAUUGCGAAAAAGAAAAAACAAAACGGACCCUAGCUCACUGGAACACAGAACACCAGCGCUACAAUAUAGUCCAAAAUAAAAAUUCAUAACCCCCAAAAUCUCAUCAAAUCUUGAUUUACCUCAUUCCUUGGUAUUUGUUGCAAUCUUUCUGUGUUGGCGAUAUCUAACUCAUAAAAAGAAUCGAAAACAAGCUUGAUAUCGAGUGCAUACUUCGAACACGAUGGGCGCUAUUUUGUAUCUCGUCCCAGUCCCCGCCGCGCAAAUUCUAUAUCCUGACUGCGAUGUCUAAACCAUGUCCGCCUUUCACGGUAGUUUGUGAGGAAACAAGCACCGUGACCCCCCGACUUUCUUUUCAGUUAUUUGCUAAGUACAGUCUAAUAAAGAAAAUAUUCGAAAAACAAAAAAAGUUUGAUUGUAGAACAUGACUUUUUUGGGAAAAUGGUUCCGUACUUGGUGUAUUUGGGCCAAGGCGAGGACUUCAAGCUAACCACGGAACUUUCCCGAAAAAGUGCAAUAUCUCUACAGCUAGGCAAUAAAAAACGGCUUAAAUCAGGCAAUCCCGUUUAUUUGCAUAAAAGAAGCUUUAUUUUCAAGAUAAAAUUUCGUGUGUUUCAAGCAACAAAGACUUAAUUCUGUAUGAAGGUGAUUCGAGUUUUUAACGCGCAACCGGUAAAAAUAACCCAGUUUAAGAGCCUGCUGACGCGUAAACAAGCAAGGUGACUCCAUAUUUUUAUGGCAUUUUUUUACUGUUCAUGUCAUGAAUGUUGAUUAUGCCAAGUUUCAAAAAAAGGUUGAUAGUAGAACAAUUUCAAGGGGAUUACCUUAAAAACUUUCUACUCCCCAAAUUUCAUAAGUAAACGGUUCCCUGUUUUCUGGACGGAAUCCUGUUUUUCACUUAGAUAUAUAAAAUUGUAAUUGUAAUUAUAGUAGAAAUUAGUGUGGCGUUGUUUAUCAAAAUUAGUGAACUCCUACAAGAACAAAACUCGCAGAUUCAAGCCAAUAAUAAAUAAGCAACUGUUAUGUUAUGCCCGAUUUAUAUGUUUCUCCUAAGAGAGCUUGAUACAUUUCCUCAAAUUCAAGUAGUUAAUAAAGAGUGGCUGCUCAGUUUAUAAAGCAGUAGAUAAUAAACUCUUAAUGACUGGUCCGAGAGAAACAGUUAAUUUGUUUCCCCAGUAUCCGCCUCGGGAAACAUCGAGACUCGAGGCAAACAAAAUUAACUGUUUCCCAAGGGACAAGUCUUUAAGUGAUUUGUUAUACAGCAGGAAAUCCUUGCUUUAACAACGGUUGACAAUCGCGGGUAACAGUGCACUGUUACCCACUGACGUCAUAGAUUUUUGGCGGGUAACAGUAGAUUUUUGGCGCGCGCUGUUGGGAAAAAAUUUCCAGCUAUAUAACAAUUUUAACUAGUGGAUUCAUUUCGUUUGUGGCGUGUUUUCUUGCUUUUUCUGGCCAAUGACCAUCUCCCGUCAGCGAACACUUUCUCCUGAACCAAAGGUGGUGGGUCAACAGAGAGUUGACAGUACACUCAUUAUCUUUUUAGACACAGGAUCUUGUUACAUAUCACAUGACGUCAAGCUUAGAGAUCCAGGGAUCGUGUAUCGACAACAAUCAUUCACACUUCUUGCUUGUGGACGAUGGCACUGAAGGAAAAUACGGUGGAGAGAUCGCAUUCCGUGCAAGGUUUCAAAAGUUCUUGGCAAAUAAAGAGAUUUCCAAAAGUAAUUAUCUAAAAGGUUCAGUUUUUUUCUAAUAGUCUUUAACGUAGUCGAAGUGGAACGUCACCCCGAAACAGUCGUUUGGAUAGGUUUUUUAUAAUGCCUGGUGGUCGUUUUCCUUUAGUUCAAUAUUAUAGUGUUCUCUCACAAGCCCAUGAAAGCAAUUGGGAGCUUCUACCGCGUACAUGAGUUUGAGAUUCAUUUUGGGGUUAUUGUUUCUAACUUUCGCCCUCUCAAUGAGAACGAGACUCAAUCCCUCUUUCAAACGUUUGUCAAGAAUUCGUGUAUGCUGCAAAGACCCACGUCACUUGUUGCCAGCUGCCGAGAUGGUUUGCUUCCUCUCAUAUUAUAGGGAUUGUGAAUACAUUGUUGUAAACUUCUACGUUGCUGAUGGAUAACUAAGAAGAUGGAGCUGCAUUUGGAAGUGCUGCCCCACUGAUACGCGAAUUUUGCAGAAGGAAGGGGGAAAGGCCUGAAGUUAGCGACUACUACUACUACCAUUACCACUUUCUUUUUAUUUUCCCUUUUUAGAAGAAUAACUACGUCCUUUCUCUUUUUAAAACUGCAGGAUACAACUAUUUAGAUGAAAAUUCUCAGAACGACAGGCCAAAUGGUAUUCCUGUGGUAUUGGUUGUCCUUGAGGGAGGUCCGAACACUAUUCGUACAGUGUUAGAGUCAGUUACAAGCACUCCUGCCGUGCCUGUCGUCAUUGCGGAUGGUAGCGGCAGAGCUGCUGAUAUUUUAGCUUAUGCUUACUCACUGUAUAUUGAACAUGAAGGGUUCGUAUUCGUUCUCAUAAUGUUUUUCUUUUUAUGUCUAGAAGGUAUGGCAGUUGCGUUAACCGGUCACUGUUGGACUGUACAUUUACUCAAACCAAAUUUUUGUGUGAUCAAAAUUUUUCUUAAGCUUGGAUAUACCUUGAAAUCUUGCCACUAAAGAUUUGGUGGCAAUCAUGGAGGAAUCAUCUAAAAGCUCUUGCAAAAAGGCAAAACACAUUUUAACACUUUACAUGGUUUUGCUAUGUUGACAGGUUUGAUCUGAAGCACUUUCGUCAGGUUGCAGAGCACGAAAUACUUGAAUUGAGAAUUAAAAAAGCCUUCCCUGAAAGGGAAUGGUUUGAGAGUUACUCCAAUGUACUUGAAUGUGUGAAGAAAAGUCAGUAUGUAAGUUUAGAAAACGAGUAAUUUAAUUUUUGUUCUGCCCUUUUUGUGCAUCUCAUAUAAAUGUAAUGAUUUGUGCUGGGUAUCCCAGCCCAGAUUAGUGUUACAGUUAUUAAGCUUUUUCAGAGAAAGUUAACAUUUGAGAGAAAGUAUAAAAAGAAGAAUUUUGUCAGUCCCACUUGUUUAAUUAGCUGUUCAACGUCCUUCCUACAGAUCACAAUAUGCCAUAUGGACGACGAUGGUAUCGACAUCGACAAGUCGAUUUUAAAAGCUAUUUUGAAAGGUUUGAAAGUACUUUUUUAAGUAGUUAUUUACAGUGUAUGGCAGUAGGCAGGCUAUUCCAUUUUCAAAGAUACUGUAAUACCAAUGGCAUCAAAUGCUGUUGUCUAUAAUCAACUUAGAUGCAAUGUAUUCUGAUGAGGUGUAGACUGAUGUGUUGUUAUUUAAAUACAUAACAAAGGGGGACAAGUUAUAAAAUCCGCAGUGCCGCUUAUCGCCAGCGAAAAGUCGUCAAUUUUGUAAAUUUCGUAGCAGAGUUCAAUCCUGGACAUAAGUGAGACGUUUGCCCUAUCAUUUUCUUCGUGGUCAUUAGCUAGAUAACGUAAUAAAAGAACCCCUGAAAAAAUUAAUUCUCUGUCCUACAGUUAUUUCAGUGUUGAAAGAAAAAAAUAGAUGAAGCUAUAAUACGCACGUUUGUAUUUGCAGCGCAAAUUACUUUGCCUUCAUACCAGCUUGAUUUGGCCUUGACGUGGAACCGAGCUGAUAUUGCUAGAACUGAGAUCUUUACUAAAGGCCGAAAGUGGAAGGUAUGGGUGUAAUCGUGCAAGUUGACAGUUGUUGCAUUACAUUUUUGUACUUGACCAGGUGAGCGCUCNGGUCAUUAGCUAGAUAACGUAAUAAAAGAACCCCUGAAAAAAUUAAUUCUCUGUCCUACAGUUAUUUCAGUGUUGAAAGAAAAAAAUAGAUGAAGCUAUAAUACGCACGUUUGUAUUUGCAGCGCAAAUUACUUUGCCUUCAUACCAGCUUGAUUUGGCCUUGACGUGGAACCGAGCUGAUAUUGCUAGAACUGAGAUCUUUACUAAAGGCCGAAAGUGGAAGGUAUGGGUGUAAUCGUGCAAGUUGACAGUUGUUGCAUUACAUUUUUGUACUUGACCAGGUGAGCGCUCAGUAAUUAUGCUUGAUAGAGAACCGAUAAGCACAGUGGGAGGCUUAGAUACAAAUGUAAGCUCGGUAAUUAAAGUCUAUUUUGUAGUUUACAAGGACCGAAGGAAUUAAGCGUUAGACUUGUCUCCUUGAAAAUCAAAACACGAAAUGCAAGUUAAUCUUACGGCAAAAAUAGAGUACUUUUUGCUCAAAAUUUCGGUCAGUCAGAACUGAAUUUUAAUCAGAGCUGCGAAAUGCUGAUGAAGGUUAGUUUUGUCACGAGUCCAAUCUGAGUAUCGAGAAGUAAAAUUAAUACCUCUUUAGCUGAUUCCCAGGAAGAGACGGAACAUUUCUCUUGGUGGUGACAGUAACUUUCAAGCGGAGCAAAUAAAGAAAAGUUACAAACACCUGUACAAAUGUAAGAAAAUAGCGGAAAACUUUUAAUAGACUUCAAUAACCGUCUUUCAGGGUAAGCUCUACAGUCCAAAUUAAACCAAAGAAUGGUGGCCGCUAGCGCUCUUCCUAUAGAUAAGAACCACGCCGCUUUCAGAGCAACAGUGCAAUCUACAGUUUUCCUUGUCAAGGGGCACAGAGUGCAGGUUUGCGGUACACCUGUAGUGAAGCGGAGAGUAAUUCAAAGCUCUUGGCAUUUAUGCACCUACGUUGUAAAACAAAUUAGGUCACUUUCGGUCUGUAAAUAAAUAGGCAAGGGAUUUAAAAUGACCUAGAACAAUUACAAAUUGGCAAUAUACGUUCUUCCGCGUAAGAUUUAGUUAAGGUCUUGUUUUGGCAAUGCCAAACAUAAAGAUGGGCUCUUACCACUCGUUUUAUCAGUGAACUGAUAUCCAUACCAUUUUCUAAAGAGAAUUCUUCUUAAACUUUGUUUUCGUCGAAAGGUGUCUGAAGUCCCUCCGGAAUUUGAGCAAGAUUAGUUACAUCUGGAACAUCACAAUGGCAGCGUUUCAGUCACGUGGAACCUUAUAUAAACUAAUAUCAUUUUUCAUCAAACCGUUCAAUUCAAAGUAACGAGGGUUCUAGAGCCAAUCUUUUGUUUUUGAAAGAAUUUUGCUAACUAAAUCAUCAGCAUCUUUUUUUUUUUUNAGAAAAGUUACAAACACCUGUACAAAUGUAAGAAAAUAGCGGAAAACUUUUAAUAGACUUCAAUAACCGUCUUUCAGGGUAAGCUCUACAGUCCAAAUUAAACCAAAGAAUGGUGGCCGCUAGCGCUCUUCCUAUAGAUAAGAACCACGCCGCUUUCAGAGCAACAGUGCAAUCUACAGUUUUCCUUGUCAAGGGGCACAGAGUGCAGGUUUGCGGUACACCUGUAGUGAAGCGGAGAGUAAUUCAAAGCUCUUGGCAUUUAUGCACCUACGUUGUAAAACAAAUUAGGUCACUUUCGGUCUGUAAAUAAAUAGGCAAGGGAUUUAAAAUGACCUAGAACAAUUACAAAUUGGCAAUAUACGUUCUUCCGCGUAAGAUUUAGUUAAGGUCUUGUUUUGGCAAUGCCAAACAUAAAGAUGGGCUCUUACCACUCGUUUUAUCAGUGAACUGAUAUCCAUACCAUUUUCUAAAGAGAAUUCUUCUUAAACUUUGUUUUCGUCGAAAGGUGUCUGAAGUCCCUCCGGAAUUUGAGCAAGAUUAGUUACAUCUGGAACAUCACAAUGGCAGCGUUUCAGUCACGUGGAACCUUAUAUAAACUAAUAUCAUUUUUCAUCAAACCGUUCAAUUCAAAGUAACGAGGGUUCUAGAGCCAAUCUUUUGUUUUUGAAAGAAUUUUGCUAACUAAAUCAUCAGCAUCUUUUUUUUUUUUUGGUUUUGAAUAAUCAUAAGGCAAAAAGAUGUUUUUCAUUGUUAUUAUUUGAGGUUUGAACCGCAACCUGCGACCUCGGCUUGGCAGGCCGUUCCUUAGCUUAUCCAGUUACGACAGUUAAGUUAACAGGGCGGCUGGGAAAAUUUAGCGCAGUGAUAUAUUUCCUCCUACGUUGAUAGCCCAAACAAAAAAAAAACAUAUAUACAAAAUUAUUUUUGCUGCUUCAAGAGCAAAAUUUCGCGAAUGCAAAGUACUCUCCAUGACGUCUCCAAUAGUGGGCUGUUAUUUAUCUGGCACUCGACAAGUUUGUUUUGACAAAUACUUGCUCCGAUAGCCGGACAAAUUGUUAAAUGCUAAAGAUCCAUCUUCAGACUAAUUCACUUAAAUGGAAACCCAGUCUUUCAGCGUGUGGAAUACAAGUGACCUCCAGUUUUGAUGGAACAUAGUUUAAUCAUAUCGAUCUCUUAGUUAAAUUAAGGUUGCAUUUUAGUUUAUCUUGAUCAUUUGUUUUGUGCUGGCUUAUCCAACAGAUAGAGACCUUGGAAGAUAAGAUGGAGGACGCUUUAAUUAACAAUCGUGUGGAAUUUGUAGAUCUUCUUUUAGAAAAAGGUGUCAGUAUGAAGAAGUUCCUGACUACAGAUCGGUUAAAUAACCUUUUCAAGGCAGUGAUCGUAAGUACAACACAUGACGACGUAAGACCAACUUAG